This is a messenger RNA of Dentiscutata erythropus, 205 nucleotides long. The record is from the annotation of a GenBank genome assembly. Lineage: Eukaryota; Fungi; Glomeromycota; Glomeromycetes; Diversisporales; Gigasporaceae.
AUGAUAUAUUAUGUGAAGUUAUUGGAUUUGAAAACACGACAAACUAUUACUGUGUUAAAUUUAUAUAGUGAAGUUAUUUGUGUUACAGCAAAGGAGCUUCAAUUUGUAUAUUUUCCUGUGCUGGCAAUUUCUACACAUGGGCCUUGUAGUGCAGAAACAUUUAACGCAAUAUUAGCAAUUGAUGUGUUGAAAGAAACUGCACUUG